Messenger RNA from Diaporthe citri, 1257 nucleotides. RefSeq lists its product as uncharacterized. Bases 1 to 1257 code for a protein of 418 amino acids. The transcript has a single exon. Gene Ontology annotation, biological process: medium-chain fatty acid biosynthetic process; medium-chain fatty acid catabolic process. Lineage: Eukaryota; Fungi; Ascomycota; Sordariomycetes; Diaporthales; Diaporthaceae. The record is from RefSeq and is a predicted model, not a curated record. Gene Ontology annotation, molecular function: acetylesterase activity; monoacylglycerol lipase activity.
AUGGACUACCAAGGCACCCAAAGAAACAGGUGUCGAGGCCUGAGUGGAUCUUUACUUCUCAAUCUUUUGAUAACUGCUGCCACGAUCAUCUAUCUCGUCUGGAGAGCUUUGAAAUCAAGCAAAGUCACGUUCUACCACAGCAAAAGCAGCAUCGCACUCCAGGGCGAUCAUGAGCCGCAGAGGACCUUUGCAGACCUCUGCAAAUCCAUAAUAUCGCCAUGUCAUCUUAGCUCCUUCCUCUUCAACGGGCACCUCCAGACAGCCGGGAACCUGUAUUCUCGCCGCUCCGCCCUAAUAUCAUACAGACGCCACAUCUUCGAACAGCAAGAUGCCAGAUACCCUGGAACCUUCGCUGUCGACUUUGUUGUCGAGGACCCAGAACCACAGCAUCGAGAUUUCACACCCAAGGAAUUCCAAAGCCUCCCUUCCGUUGAUUGCAACCCUCUCCUUAUCAUCAUACACGGCCUCGCCGGCGGCUCCUCUGAACCCUACAUUCUUGACCUCAUCGUGUCCCUCAUACGCCAGCCCAGUGGCAAUUCUCUCAGAAAUUGGAAAGCCUGUGUGCUCAUCUCCCGCGGCUGCUCCGGCCACAAGCUCACCAGCGACCUCUUCUACUCCCCCGCAUCAACACAUGACCUUGGCCAGUUCAUGUCCUGGCUCUCCCGCACAUUUCCCAAUCGCCCCUUAUACGCAAUCGGUUUCUCAUUAGGCGCCAACAUUCUCACAAGAUACCUCGGCGAACAAGGCACGUCGUGUCCCCUGCGCGCCGCGAUCUCCAUCUCGAAUCCUUUCGACCUUCACACCGGCAAUAUUCUCCUACAGCGGUCUUGGAUCGGUCGCCUCUACCUCCGCGUGCUUGGCUCGUCGCUUAAAACGCUGUUCCUCAAGCACGUCUCCCAACUCUCGCUCGACAAAGCCAUCGACAUCGAUCAAGUCCAUAAAGCGAGGUAUCUACACGAAUUCGACAAAGCAGUGCAAUUGCAGAUGUGGGGAUACUCGACGGUCGGGUCGUAUUAUAGAGGUACCUCAAGCGUUGACUCUCUUCGUGAUAUCAGAAUCCCGUACUUCGCGAUUUGUUCAGAAGAUGAUCCGAUCGCCGUUAUUGAUGCUGUGCCAAGGAAGGAAUUUGAGGCUUCAGAGUACGCUGUGCUAUGUAUUACGGAGCGAGGCGGCCAUAUAGGCUGGUUUGAACUAGGAGGACAGAGAUGGGUAGUAAGAGUUAUAACAGCUUUCCUACAGGAGAUGCAAUUUACGUGA